AAUUACCCUGGCUGUUUGACUAGCACUCAACUUAGACGCAGAGCAAGUGCGAACAUCAGGGGAAAAAAAACAAAUUUCGCUGCGACAUGUCUGCAUCAAGGAAAAAGUUGUUAGAAAAUGAGGAAAGCUCAUCAAGCCAGAAAAUCCACGUCGAUCAAAACCACAGAGAAAUGCAGUCUUUGAGUGGGAAGUUUGAGGAAGACGAGUUUCCUGCAAAGAGAAAAAGAGAGGAGGAGGAUAACGACAGUGACUUGAAUACUGUAAAAAGACGGCACCGCACUACUUUCUCAAAGCUACAACUAGACGCACUUGAGGAGGCCUUUAGCCGGUCACAGUACCCAGAUGUCUUCACCCGGGAACAACUCGCGAAACGUAUCAACCUAAACGAGGCCCGCGUCCAGGUUUGGUUUCAAAAUCGUCGCGCCAAACAUCGCAAGCAAGAGAGACAGAACCCUCGAGCACCCUUCCCUUUUCCUGGAAUCUACUAUCCAAGCGAGCCCGCGUUCCAAACUGUCCUGCCUCCCUACUUCCCAGUCCCCCCGUACGGCUGCCCCGUCACCUCGUUACCAGGCUCCAAGCCCGACAGCUUGCGCGCUGUUCCGAGCCCAGGCCGCUCACAAUGCAUUUCCUGCCCACCUGGAAGCUUAUACUGUGGGACUGGGGCGAGACAGCCCGAAUGGACUCCGACGUUUCCACGAUCUUUGUCGCCAUACAAAAGCCACGUUUCCGAAAAGUCUGAACUUUUAGAAAGAUUGCCAUUACAGUGGUCCAAGAGUCUGGCACUUCUUAGAUUGCGGGCUCAGAAUUACAGCGGUCUCCACCCUGGAUAUACAUGUCACUCAUAAUAAUAAAUGAAGAAUCUCGCUAAAAUACAAUAGAGAAUCUGGCAAACUAAAGAUAAUUCAAAGUCUAGCAGUAAUAAUGCUAGUAGGGAUAAGAGUUCUUUAUUUUCAUUAUAAGGUUUACAUUAAAAUUAUGGUGUUUCAACAAUGAUUAAAUUAUGCCAUUCAUUUCUA
Nematostella vectensis (starlet sea anemone) is the source of this 1016-nucleotide messenger RNA. RefSeq names its product homeobox protein prophet of Pit-1. Bases 87 to 845 code for a protein of 252 amino acids. The record is from RefSeq and is a predicted model, not a curated record. Gene Ontology annotation, biological process: regulation of transcription by RNA polymerase II. NCBI's taxonomy places the organism in Eukaryota, Metazoa, Cnidaria, Anthozoa, Actiniaria, Edwardsiidae. Gene Ontology annotation, molecular function: DNA-binding transcription factor activity, RNA polymerase II-specific; RNA polymerase II transcription regulatory region sequence-specific DNA binding. The transcript has 3 exons.